Octopus sinensis (East Asian common octopus) is the source of this 2580-nucleotide messenger RNA. Its product is annotated as neprilysin. Gene Ontology annotation, biological process: protein processing. NCBI's taxonomy places the organism in Eukaryota, Metazoa, Mollusca, Cephalopoda, Octopoda, Octopodidae. Bases 261 to 2447 code for a protein of 728 amino acids. Gene Ontology annotation, molecular function: metalloendopeptidase activity. The transcript has 22 exons. The record is from RefSeq and is a predicted model, not a curated record. Gene Ontology annotation, cellular component: plasma membrane.
AAUUCACUGACGUAGGAUAAUAGUACUUGCGAAUACUAGUGUGGAGAAUAUCGUUGAAAUUAUACUGCUAUGUAAUAUUCAUACGAGGCUGCGUUUUGCUGUGAUUACUUAACCUUAGGCCUAAACUGAUCGAGAGAUGGUAUGAUAGAAGACAUUUCAAAUCUGAUCAUACCGUUUCUUUCAUAGGAGAAACACAUGAUCAUUUGAUAUAACAUUUUUCCUCAGAAAGCACCGUGUGAUGUAACGGAUAUUUAGCCACUAUGUUAAGCAGAUUGAGAAACAACAUAAAAACACCUCUCUUGCAUCUUCCAGAAAAACCCAAGGGAGGUUUUACUACAAAGAAAGAGAAAUGGCUUACCGUGAUUCUGGUAAUUCUCAUUAUCUGUAUUCUCGGAUUAAUAAUUGCGGUAAUCGUUCUUGCCAUACCAAAGGAUGAAUCUAAGGAAGAACAAGAAAAAAAAUCAUGUCUGAGCGACAGGUGUUUAAAAGCCGCGGUCAGCGUAAUGGAUAAAAUGGAUGAUAAUAUCAAGCCUUGUAAUGAUUUUUGGAAAUAUUCCUGCGGUGAUUUUAUCGAAAGACACCCGGUUUUCGCAUUUCAAAAUAAUACCGUCUAUAGCAGCUUUAGCGAAGUUGCUGUAAGAGUAAGUAGAAGACUAUUGGUACUGCUUACCGAGGAGGACACUAAAGAUACAAUUUCUCCGGUCAAAAAGAUCAAGCAAUUUUUCAAGACAUGUAUAGAUCCAAAUGCAACUGAAGAGGCAAAUAUACAACAAAGCAUGAUGAAAGCCGCUGAAUUCGGUGGAAUACCUUUCGUUACUGGUAGCAUGAAGGAGAACGUUACUAGAAUAGAAUUACUUACUAAUUUUGCACAGUUUUUCGCAACGUUUCCAUUUCUUGCUUUCGACAUCCAUAGAAAUAUUCAUACUGGCGACGGAAAUGCAAUUUACUUGACCUUACCAAAGACUUAUAACAAAGAAACUAUUCUCAGCGUCAUUGAGAGUAUUGCAAAACUAGCGAACCAAACUGAUAGUUAUAACGUAACUGAAAUCACAACUUUUAUGGACACUUAUAAAGAGUUGGCCGACUCAAUACCUACAAUAGACAUGAACAUAUUUUUGGACUAUAAACCACGAAAUAUUUCAGAAAUUUUGAAAGAUUUUCCUCACUUCGACCUAGAAAGCUACAUCAAUGGUAUUUUAAGCUUAGGCGAUACGAAACUGGAGAAUGAUAGUGGAAUUGUAAUAAUUGGCGAAGAACAAGUGAAGAAUUUUACAAUUCUUCUUUCUCAAACAUCACUACAAACCAUGCUUAACAUCAUGUCUACAUCCUUAUUUAUAGAAUUGCAUAGCGUAUUAAACCCUUCUUUGAAAGAAUCUAAAUUACACGGCGAAAACCUAAAUACGCAAAACACACGCCCUAAUCUUUGUCUGGAAUUAAGCAAAAGUUACGCUCCAAGACUCCUGGGGAAAAUGUAUGUGAACAAAUAUUUUCCAGAGGAAAAUAGAAAAAAGAGUAAUGAAAUCGCUGAUUAUAUGGGUAAAGCCUUAAUUGCUAUAUUCGAAAGAAAUAAGUGGUUGGAUGUGCAGAGUAAGAAGCAAGUUCUAGAUAAAGCAAAGGAAUUACUAAAACGUAAAAGCAUUGGCUACAACGACAAAUUGAUAAGUGAUGACUUUCUGGAGAAGAGAUUCGAAAAUGUAACUGUGGACGACAGCUUGUAUGAUAACAUCUUCGAAUACAAUAAAGCCCUUAUGAGGAGGAAAAUGAAGUCAUUUAGUGAAACGCUCUCAGAAGAUUCGGCCAUUAUCAACACAGUUAACGUGAACGCUCAAUACAAUGCAAUGUAUAACACAAUAUCUAUACCAUCAGCCAUUUUGCAGUCACCCUUUUUCGAUGUGGAUGUCUCUCAGGAAAUAAAUUUUGGCGGUGUUGGCACAGUAAUUGGUCACGAGAUGAUGCAUGCAUUUGACAAUACUGGUAUAAAAUUUAACGAAAAGGGAAAUAUUGGCAAUGUUUUAACGAACGAUUCACAAGUAAAAUUUGACGAACGAACGGAGAAACUCAUUGAAGAUUAUUCUGAUUUCCUGAUGCCAAGAGCAAAUAAGACUGUCAAUGGUACUUUGACUCUUGGUGAAAAUAUUGCUGACCUUAGUGGUAUGAAAGUUUCAUUUUUGGCUUAUAGCAUGUGGAAAAGUGAUACAAAGUGGGAAAAGACUACCGUCCCCGGCCUUAGUUUGAGCAGUGAGCAAUUAUUCUUCACCAGUUUUACUCAGGUUUGGUGUGAGUCUAGAACUAUGGAUCUGUUAAAAUCUCAACUGAAAACAGAUGUUCAUUCACCGGCAAAAGCAAGAACCACUGUAACGUUACAGAAUUUUAAAGAGUUUUCGGUUGAAUACGGCUGUCCUAAAGAUGCUUGGAUGAAUCCAUCGAAGAAAAUUGAAAUAUGGUGAAAUAACGAAAAAAAAAAAUAACAAUUUAAUGACUAAAUAUUUAAACUAACCUCGUACAUUUUGAGAACGGUUUUAAUUUCACUUUCCUUAACUCAAGAAGAAAAUAAUUAUCGCUUAUAAUGUUUUUACUGUU